UUUAUGGGUAAAAAAGAACCAACAAAUCGUUCCCCUUCCCCACCUCGAGCCCUCAGUGAUUUGGUCAUCUCUCUUCUCCUGAUAUUUGAUGGCUAAGCUGGUUGGUACAUGCGUCUGCCACAUUAAUCUGUCUAAUGAUCUUAGGUGUUCUCAACUUCCUCCACUUGGUUUUAAGCAUUCAUCAAGAGGCUCUUGGAAUCUUUCUUUUAGUAUCUCAAGACAUCACAAAUCUCUUACAAUAGUGGCUUCAUCGUCAAAAUCCUUAAGCAACAUGUCUACCACCCACUUUGACAAUACGCUACCUUCAAGAGAGGUUCUAGAGAUUUGGCGGAGUGCAGAUGCAGUAUGCUUUGAUGUAGAUAGUACUGUCUGUGUGGAUGAGGGUAUUGAUGAGCUUGCAGACUUUUGCGGUGCUGGGAAAGCUGUUGCAGAGUGGACAGCCAAGGCCAUGAGUGGUUCUGUUCCCUUUGAGGAUGCUCUUGCUGCCAGACUAUCAUUGUUCAACCCUUCUCUGUCCCAACUCCAAGAUUUUCUGGAAAAGAGACCGCCAAGGUAUUGAUGCUUCUUUAGUUCU
Molecule: messenger RNA, 574 nt
Organism: Asparagus officinalis (garden asparagus)
Lineage: Eukaryota; Viridiplantae; Streptophyta; Magnoliopsida; Asparagales; Asparagaceae
Product: phosphoserine phosphatase, chloroplastic-like
Exons: 4
Coding region: 89-559 (156 amino acids)
Biological process (GO): L-serine biosynthetic process; dephosphorylation
Cellular component (GO): cytoplasm
Molecular function (GO): magnesium ion binding
Source: RefSeq, a predicted model, not a curated record